AUGGCGGAUACCUUACUUGAAUUGAAGGGGGAAUAUGAUUCAUUUCUGCGGCAAGAGCGUUACGGUCACGUCGAUCGCAUCAGCACUGCCAUUGAUGAUUACGCCCAUCGCAGCAGGAAUCUCAAAGUGGAAGGAUGGGGAUGUCCAAGAGUCAACAUUAGCAUGUCGGAACUACGAUCAUUUGAACAACUGUCAAAACGACUGAGACAUGACCCUCUUCGUCACAUGCGUGCUCUGGAAGCUGCCUGUCACGAGAUUGCACAAGAAUCAAGACCCGGUUAUGACAAGAAUGGGAUCCAAAUCAAGGUGGCUCUUUCCGGGCCUAUCGGAGCAAAGCCACUCUCACCGCGAGGACUCAACUCGGCCAUGCUGCGUCAGCUUGUUGCAGUCGAAGGGGUGGCUACCAAGGUUUCUGCCAUUAAACCCAAGGUCGUCAAGUCGGUCCACUACUGCCCUGCUACCAAACAGCAUUCGGAACGUUCCUACGUGGACUCCACGGAUCCGCACCUCGGACUACACGCCGUGGACAACAAUGGCCGCGAACAACCCGAUCGCUUAAUCAACAUUACGCCUUCUGUCUACCCCACCAAAGACAAGGAUGGAAACCUUCUGGAAACGGAAUUUGGUCUUUCCGAAUUCAAGGAUCAUCAAACCAUUACCCUUCAAGAAAUGCCCGAAAAGGCACCUAUGGGACAACUGCCACGCUCUAUAGAACUUGUCCUAGAUCACGAUUUGGUCGAUAAGAUCAAGCCUGGAGACCGAGUGCAAGUGGUGGGGGUCUACCGAGCUUUGGCUCCGGGAGGUGCCACUGGACGCAAGUCUCAUCAAGGAGUCUUCAAGACUGUGGUCUUGGUCAAUAAUGUCCAAAUCCUUGGCCGAGACUCUUCUCAGCUCACCUUUUCUCCAGAAGAUGUUCGCCGCAUCAAGGAAUUGGGCAAGCGCGAGGAUAUUCUAGAUAUACUGGGACGCUCCAUUUCACCUAGUAUUCAUGGACACGAAGUCAUCAAAAAGGCACUCGCCCUUCAAUUGCUCAGUGGAUGUGAAAAGAAUCUGAAAAAUGGAACGCAUUUGCGUGGUGACAUUAACAUUCUCAUGGUGGGUGAUCCAUCCACGGCCAAAUCGCAACUCUUGCGAUCGGCCAUGAUGAUUGCCCCACUGGCAGUUUCCACCACUGGUAAGGGAUCUUCCGGUGUUGGUCUUACGGCUGCCGUCACUUCGGACCCGGAUACCAAUGAACGCCGUCUCGAGGCCGGUGCCAUGGUCUUGGCCGAUCGUGGAUUGGUCUGCGUGGACGAAUUUGACAAAAUGGGAGAGAAUGAUCGAGUGGCCAUUCACGAAGCCAUGGAACAACAGACUGUCACCAUUGCCAAGGCCGGAAUUCAUGCCAGUCUCAAUGCUCGGUGUUCUGUCUUGGCGGCUGCCAACCCUGUCUAUGGACAAUACGACCGAACUCAACGCAUGCAAGCAAACAUUGGUUUGCCGGAUUCCUUGCUGAGUCGGUUUGAUUUGCUCUUUGUGGUGCUCGAUCAAAUGGAUCCCGAAACGGAUCGAAAAAUAUCCAACCAUGUCAUACUUGGCCAUCGUUAUCGCCCGGAACAUGGUGCGGCGGGACACGAUUCGGACUACGACGACGAUGAUUCGGAUGAUGAAGAAGACAACAUUGGGGGUAAAAGUACCAAAGUGCAUUCGGUGUGGCAACGCAAUCGACAUGCGACUGAAGAUGAUGAGGAGGAUGACGAAUUGGAUCCGAACUAUUCUACUUCCAAGAAUGACAUUUUGCAACACGACUUUUUGCGGAAAUACCUGCACUUUGCCAAGAGCCGACCUUCCAGUCGUUCCCUCGAACUUACAGACGGUGCCAGAGAAUUCAUCGCCAAUCGGUACGCCGAAAUGAGGUGUCGUCAAGACGAACGAACUUUGCCCGUCACGGCACGUACUUUGGAAACCGUCAUUCGAUUGGCCAGUGCUCACGCCAAGGCCCGGCUAUCCGACAAGGUAGAGGCCGAACCCGAUUGCAAAGUGGCCAUGGACCUUCUCAGUUUUGCCCUGUAUCACGAACACGGAGAAGCUGUACAUGGUCUCAACAGUCCCAAACAUGAAGGAGUAUCCGAAGACGAUGACGCUGCUUCCACCACACCAGUGGCUGUCUCGGAUUCCUCAGAAGUGGAAGAAGCAGACUUGGACCCACCAGCUUCCAAAAAGCAAAAGACUGCUACUACUACGAGUACUAGUACUAGUGCCAGUACUGUCAAUCAAGAAGAAUUGAGAAGUCGAGUGUUUGCCGAAAUCCAAAUGCACGAUGGGGAGAUCAAAAUGGAAGAUUUGUGCACAGAUUUGGAGGAUAGGGAAGACUUGGAAGAACUCAUUGAUUCUUUGGUCAGCGAUGGAAGAUUACACAAGGACGAUGGGGUAUUGUACAUGAUGUAA
Messenger RNA from Cylindrotheca closterium, 2427 nucleotides. NCBI's taxonomy places the organism in Eukaryota, Bacillariophyta, Bacillariophyceae, Bacillariales, Bacillariaceae. The record is from the annotation of a GenBank genome assembly.